This is a messenger RNA of Sycon ciliatum, 1956 nucleotides long. RefSeq names its product syntaxin-1B-like. Gene Ontology annotation, cellular component: endomembrane system; SNARE complex; plasma membrane. Gene Ontology annotation, biological process: intracellular protein transport; exocytosis; vesicle fusion. The transcript is spliced from 9 exons. NCBI's taxonomy places the organism in Eukaryota, Metazoa, Porifera, Calcarea, Leucosolenida, Sycettidae. Bases 562 to 1404 code for a protein of 280 amino acids. The record is from RefSeq and is a predicted model, not a curated record. Gene Ontology annotation, molecular function: SNAP receptor activity; SNARE binding.
UUAUUUAAAAAUAGUCAAUACAAUGUCAAGAUUGUACCAUUUUGUUAAUUUUCUUGGUGGUCUUGACUCUUGCCAGUCUUGGCGAACUGGCCCAGGCCCCGGUAUUGCAAAUCCAGUUUGUGCUCUAAAUUUGCACAGGCCAGGCUGUCUGACUACGAAACCUCUACCGAGGAAGCACAGUAGUCACUGAGUCAGUACGGCUGCGAGCACCCACCAAUCGUACCGGUGCGAGCGAGGAGCAACAGAACUGUCAUACAUCUACUCUGUUUGGAAUCGGUCGCUGUUGAUAAUCAGUGUGCGAAGAGCGUUGCAAGCAAGACGUUCUAGUGUUUCAUGGUGUUCUGGUCGCCGACACGCACGUCGUCAGUCAGCUGGCUAGCGUAGCGGUAGCACUAGCACUAGCAGGACAUCGUCAGACAGCAGCAUCUGCUACCUGCUGUAUGUAACGCAGUCCCUGCUAAGUAGCUGCUGCUCGAGUACUACAAGUAACAGUUGGGCCGAUUGGGGGAUUGGGGCCUCUGCGAAUGUUCUCUGGUGCGGCAGUGUUGCUGGCAGAUCAAGAUGCGUGACAGGCUUGCUGACUUACAACGAGCGGUUCCGGGCGCAGUGCCAGAAGAGGCUGGGCCCCAUGGCGGUGGAUACUUUGAGGAGUACCCCAGUGAUUUCUCUGUCGUCUUUGAUGAGGUGGAAGGUAUCCGCUCACAGAUCACUGAGCUAAGUGCCGAAGUUAACCAGGCACACCAGCUACACAACACGCUACUCAGCGCAGCACAGCCAGACCAAGAACACAAGAUGUCGUUGGAGAGACUGACGGAUAGCAUCAAGAAGCGGUCAAAGACCAUUCAGAACAAGCUAAAAGCCAUGGAAAUGAGCCUAGACAAGGAUGGGGUCAAUCGGUCCUCUGCCGACUAUCGGAUUCAAAAGGCACAGCAUGCAUCCCUGACGCGUACAUUCGUGGACACAAUCUCCGAGUAUCAUCAGAUACAGAACCAGUACCGGGACCGCUGCAAAGAUCGGAUCCAGCGCCAGUUGGAGAUAACAGGCAACGACAAGUCACCAGAAGAAGUGGAAGACAUGCUGGAGAACGGUGAUCCAGGUAUAUUCACACAAGGUAUUCUAAUGGAGACUGCGCAGGCCAAGAUGGCGUACAAUGAAAUACAGGAGCGACACAAUGCCAUUCUGUCCCUGGAGACGAGCAUCAUAGAGCUUCACUCCAUGUUCCAAGACAUGGCGAUACUAGUUGAAAGACAGGGGGAGAUGAUCGAUCGUAUAGAGUUUAAUGUUGACAAUACUACCGAAUACACGCACCAGGCAGUGGAGAAGCUACGGCAAGCGCGCGAACUACAGCGCAAGACCCAAUGUUGCUGCUGUCUGAAGUGCUGCAAGUGCUGCACCAUCCUGUAACCCAUGUCGUGUUGGCACACUGCGCUCCACGGCCGCCUUAGCUAAAUGAACUCGUGAAUUAACAAUCAGCGGCUGCAUGCUCUCCGGCGGUUAACUUUCAUCAUUCUCGUAGCGUGCAAGUGCAUGAUGGCGGCAGGCAUGUUCAGUAGCUCGCUCAACAACUGGCCGCUGCUCACUGCCAAUGGUGGCCGGUCAGUGAACAUUUGACUUAUCAAUGUUAUCCCGUAUAUUGCAUUCGCAAAUGCUGGAGGUGAAUUUUCACGUAUCUGCACUAGUGGUACUGUAAAUGUCCACUCAGUUCGAAUCUUUGAAAUUGCAAGCAAAUAUUUCUAGCCAAAAUUCAAAUCCUUGUUCUUACUAACCUCGUUAAUAUUCAAUUUUGAUCUUGGGUAAUUUACUAAUUUUAAUGGUUGACCUUUUUUUCUUCUAGGUUCGCUCUCUGUGAUGGUAUUUCAAUGUACGCUAGGUGUGUGGGCAGGCUGGACGUGCUACGCAUCUGUGCGCCUGCUUCCCAUUAUCUUUGAAAAUACUGACCAUUGUCACGAACACUGA